GUGCUUUUUCAAACGCUGACUUUGCACUUGGCAGCCGGCAGUCGUGCAUCGUGGUGGCAUGGCGAACCUCUCGCAACUCAACGAUACGAUCGCACUCUCGGACGAAGAAGUCGCACUCCUUUGCGAGAUCGUCGUUGCAGCGCCGACGAUCGACGUUGCUGCUGUCGUCAGCGCCCGUGAAGAGCGCCUGCGCAAGGACCGUCUUCGCAAGCGGCGCAGCAAGGAGCGCAGCCAGCUCGAGCUCGAGCAGCUCAAGGGCCACGUGGCUGACCUCGAGCGCACGCUGAGCCGAAAGCGCAAGGGUAGAUGCAAAAGCAACAGCAGCGCGUCGUGGCAGGAAGCCGCCGCCGCUGCCAAGUCGGACGCGACAGCUGCCCUCAAGGUCCAGAGGCGGCUCCAACACGAGCUCGUCGAGCAGCUCGAGAGGGCCGUAUCCUACUUGUCGUGGCUACCGUCAGCGUCACCGUGCAAGAUGGCCAUCCACCCCAAGACCCAGCCGUGGAUACUACACACGCUCCAGCGCGAUCCCAAGGCGCGAUCCCACGCCGCGCAAGCCAUGAUGGAGCACCAGCAGCGUCUCUUCACACCCAGUAUGUACGGCAAGCUGCCAUCGUCGCCGGCGGGUGGGCCCUUUAGCCUCGUUCUCGCCGCCGACCACGACUGUCGACUUCCUGGGUCCACCAACAUUGCAUACUUGGAGAUGGCCAAGUUUGGUCGACUCCGCGCACCUUUUCGCCAGGUCGCGAUGGCAUUUUGGACCAUGGUCACCAAGCCGACGUUGACGCGGCAGAUCACCAACUUUGGCAACGAUUUGGUGCUCGUGACGUCGCUGGCCGCGGCGGGCGGGGCUGUCCGGCGGCACGCCCUUGUCAAGCUCAUCCACGAAAAUCACCGCGUGGUGUUUCUUCAACGCACCGUGUCGCAGGACGAGGCGUGCCCAAGCUACGCGAGCGACGUGCAUAUUGCGGCGUUCUGGGUCUUUGAAAGUGACGGCGACGGCGUCGCGCAAGUCCGUGGGUACACGCAGGUGGGCCUCGAUGGCGGCGACAACGCCAAGUACACUGCCUACAUGAACGAGAGCACCAUCAACAAUGCGACCUUAAACGCGCUCCUCGGCCAGUUUGACUGCAUUGUCUUAAACUAA
Saprolegnia parasitica CBS 223.65 is the source of this 1144-nucleotide messenger RNA. RefSeq lists its product as hypothetical. NCBI's taxonomy places the organism in Eukaryota, Oomycota, Saprolegniomycetes, Saprolegniales, Saprolegniaceae. The coding region runs from base 59 to 1144 and encodes 361 amino acids. The transcript is spliced from 3 exons. The record is from RefSeq and is a predicted model, not a curated record.